AUGGGCGAGAAACUUGUCCGGUUCCUCGGUUUCAUCCUCCUCCUCGGCUUUGCCCUCAUUUCCGGUGAGGAACCGACGGAUUUCGACCCCGGGCUGUCCGGAAUAGCGGCCGGAAAUGCGACGACCCCUCGGAAUAUGACGGCAUCUGCGAACACGACUACGCCUGUCAAUACUACAACUACAACUACAACCAAAAAACCGACGACGCUGUCGCCGGACGUGAUCGAGCUGUUGAGGGAGCACUGCGCGAACCAAGUCAGCAAUAAAGUUGUGAUGCCGUUCGACCAGCCGCUCAUCGACAGCUGCUUCUGGGCCGAUCCAAAGGAUACGAACUGUGAUGCAUGUACAAUCUGUUGGCAUCCAUUCAUCGACGACAGCCAAUCGGAACGAUCGGUGCAUUGCCUGCCCGCGCUGGACUGGCCAUCGCAUUGCAAAGGAAAUGUCUACUACGUCACUUGGUUUGGAAGAUUGGCAUGCGGUCUAUGCCACGAGAACUGUAGUGAAUGCUAUGGGCCGGGUCCCGAUGAUUGCGACGCGUGCAGG
Messenger RNA from Mesorhabditis spiculigera, 543 nucleotides. The record is from the annotation of a GenBank genome assembly. Lineage: Eukaryota; Metazoa; Nematoda; Chromadorea; Rhabditida; Rhabditidae.